UUAAAAAUGUCGCUGUUACGCAUCAGGAAACCCAAAACCCGCAAGGGAAAGAAAAUAUUAAUGGCCCGGGAGCCGCAAUUGAUUGAGUCGGCCCGCACAAUGCUCUUUGUGGAUGGACGAAAAUGCGGUGGCAAUGUAAAGCAAUGCAUGAAGGAUCUAAAUCAAUUGAAGAAGCCACUGGUGAAGGUCCUAAACCGCAAGAACGACAUAACGCCCUUCGAUGAUCCUUCCUCCUUAGAGUUCUUAACCAUGAAAAACGAUGCGGCACUGUUCGUGUUUGGUUCCACGUCCAAGAAGCGUCCCGACAACAUUGUUCUGGGGCGACUCUUUGAGAACGAAGUCCUGGACAUGUUCGAGUUGGGCAUCAAGCGGUAUCAGGCCAUUUCCGAAUUCAAAAACGAGAAGAUCGGCGCCUGUGUGAAGCCCUGCCUGGUCUUUAAUGGACCCCAAUGGGCACAAACUGAGGAAUUGAGGCGUCUACGCAAUUUGUUCAUCGACACGUUCCAGCGUGAGAAGGUGGAGUCCAUACGCCUGCAGGGCGUGGAGCAUGUGAUGAGCUUCACGGUGACCGAUGACAUGAACAUCUUGCUGCGCUCCUACAAGAUCCUGCUGAAAAAGUCGGGCCAGAAGACGCCACGCAUCGAGCUGGAGGAGAUUGGACCCUCGGCCGACUUUGCCAUACGCCGCACAAAGAUUGCCUCCGAGGAUCUGUACAAGCAGGCCCGCAAGCAGCCCAAGCAGCUGAAGGAGGGCAAGAAGAAGAACAUCAGCAGGGACGCCUUGGGCAACAAGAAGGGACGCGUGCAUAUGGGCAAGCAGCUGACGGGCUCCAUUCAGACGCGCCGCGUCAAGGCCCUGCGGAAGACGCCCGAGGAGAAGAAGGAGAAUCGCCAGAAGAAGAAGGUGGCCCUGAAGGCUGCCGCCGCCGAUGCUUUGGCGGCAUCCCAAUGAGCAACGAACGUAAGCCGCCCCCUGUCUAUCUUCUAGUUAGCUUUAGUUGUAAUAAAUUGGUCCAGAUUAAAGUAGCGUUAAAACUACUCCGAGUAUUGGAAACU
This is a messenger RNA of Drosophila obscura, 1055 nucleotides long. It is a transcript of the gene Non3, whose product is annotated as ribosome production factor 2 homolog. Gene Ontology annotation, biological process: maturation of LSU-rRNA from tricistronic rRNA transcript (SSU-rRNA, 5.8S rRNA, LSU-rRNA); ribosomal large subunit assembly. The transcript is spliced from 3 exons. Gene Ontology annotation, cellular component: nucleolus. NCBI's taxonomy places the organism in Eukaryota, Metazoa, Arthropoda, Insecta, Diptera, Drosophilidae. Gene Ontology annotation, molecular function: rRNA binding. The record is from RefSeq and is a predicted model, not a curated record. Bases 7 to 951 code for a protein of 314 amino acids.